Messenger RNA from Funneliformis caledonium, 1693 nucleotides. The record is from the annotation of a GenBank genome assembly. Lineage: Eukaryota; Fungi; Glomeromycota; Glomeromycetes; Glomerales; Glomeraceae.
AUCGUUUGUAUUGGUUCGUUAGCAGAAUUAGAAGAAUUAUCUGGAUGUGAUAAAUUGACCGAUAUUCAUCGUGAUAAAGUUGAUCACAUAACUAUCCCUUCAAAGAAGGGAAACGGUCAAUUGAGAAGAGUAGAAGAAGUUUUUGACUGCUGGUUUGAAUCUGGCAGUAUGCCUUAUGCCCAAUGUCAUUAUCCCUUUGAAAACAAAGAAAAAUUUGAAUCAUCUUUUCCUGCUGAUUUUAUCGCAGAAGGAUUAGAUCAAACCCGUGGAUGGUUUUAUACUCUUAUGGUCUUGUCGACUCAUUUGUUUGAUAAACCUGCAUUUAAAAACUUGAUUGUUAACGGUUUGGUUUUAGCAUCCGACGGGAAAAAGAUGAGCAAACGGCUCAAAAAUUAUCCCGAACCCACGUCUAUCAUCAAUAAAUAUGGUGCUGAUGCUUUGAGAUUAUAUCUUAUUAACUCUCCGGUAGUUCGUGCCGAACCCUUGAAAUUUAAAGAAGAGGGAGUCAAAGAAGUUAUUUCAAAAGUGUUUUUACCUUGGUUUAAUGCUUAUAGAUUCUUCAUAUCACAAGUGGAAUCAGGUAUAGAAUUCCUUUACAAUCCAUCGGCUAAGCAAUCAACCAACGUUAUGGAUAGAUGGAUUUUAGCGUGUUCACAAAGUUUGAUAAAAUUUGUUCGAGAAGAGAUGAAAGUGUACCAUUUAUACACAGUCGUGCCUCGACUACUUAGUAUGAUUGAACAGUUGACAAAUUGGUAUGUUAGGUUUAACCGCAAGCGUUUGAAAGGAGAAAAUGGUUCUGAAGAUGCUGUGAACGCGCUAAAUGCACUCUAUGAAGUAUUGUUUACCUUAAGUCGUUCUAUGGCUGCAUUUACUCCUUUCCUUACUGAAUAUAUGUAUCAAAGUUUACGAAAAUAUCUUCCAUCAUCUAAUUCUACCGAAGAUGUUCGCUCAGUGCAUUUCUUAUUGUUCCCGGAAGUUCGAGAAGAGUAUUUCGAUUUAGAGAUUGAGAGAUGUGUUUCACGUAUGCAAUCAGUUAUAGAAUUGGGCCGUUAUAUUCGUGAGAAAAAAAAUAUUGGACUUAAGACACCUUUAAAAGAACUGAUUGUCAUUCAUUCGGAUCCUCAAUAUCAUUCUGAUGUUCUAUCGCUAAAGAAUUAUAUUGUUGAGGAACUAAAUAUUAAAAAUCUUAUUGUCACAUCUGACGAAGAUAAAUAUGGUAUUAAAUAUCGAGUAGAAGCCGACUUGAAAGUAUUGGGUCAGAAACUGAGAAAGGACCUUAAUAAGGUUAAAAAUGCUUUACCUGAACUUACCUCCGAGCAAGUUAAAGAAUUUGUUCAAACUAAAGAGAUUAUGAUUAACGGAAUUAAAAUCGUCGAAGAGGACCUGCAAGUGAUCAGAUAUUUCAAGGAUGCUAAUAGUCAUUAUGAAACGAACAAUGAUAAGGAUGUCUUGAUCCUUUUGGACGUACAAGUUUAUCAAGAUUUACAAGAAGAAGGAUGUGCACGAGAAAUUGUUAAUCGUGUGCAAAGGCUUAGAAAGAAGGCGGGAUUACAUCCUUUUGAUCCAGUUUUAAUGUAUUAUAAAUUUACAAAAGACAUUGAUAAUCAAAUUGAAAAGGUCUUAAAAUCUCAAUCGGAUUUUAUUAUUAAAGUUUUGAAACGUCCUCUUUUACCUGUUUCUGAAAAAUCCGAAG